Molecule: messenger RNA, 938 nt
Organism: Hevea brasiliensis (rubber tree)
Lineage: Eukaryota; Viridiplantae; Streptophyta; Magnoliopsida; Malpighiales; Euphorbiaceae
Exons: 1
Source: RefSeq, a predicted model, not a curated record
CAACAGAUCACUCACCCAUUUGACCAAAACCAUGUUCUGUCUUUGCUCUCUACCCCCAUCUAUCCAGAAGGCUUAUUCCGCUGUGAUGCUUGUGGCAAGCAAGGCAGUGGCUUCUCUUACCAUUGUGGGAUAUGCAAUAUUGAUCUCCAUGCUAAAUGUGCAGCCAUGCCACUAAUUGUCGCCCACCAAUGUCACCAUCACCAGCUCAAUCUCACUUUUUUUAUUCCUUAUCUUAACAAAUGUUUCUCUUGUGAUAUAUGCCACAACCUGGGGUCCAAGCAAUGGCUCUAUAGGUGCAACCUGUGUGAAUUUGAUGCUCACUUGGACUGUGCCACAGCAGAGCCAAAAACAGCUCCUGUUCAAGCUCCAAUUCAACAGGUUCGAGCACCAAUUCUACAAGGUCAAGUACAAUACUACCAAAGAGCACCAACACAAGCUAUUACUCAGUAUCAGGUUGUUGGAACUCCAAUGGUAACAAGGCCACCCAUGCAAAGCUUUGCACCUAAUAAUAUGCUCAUGGCUGUUGGGAGAUCAAAUCAGCAGGGAUAUCCUUUGUUGAACCAGGUACUACAAGGACUACUAGGUGUUGGAGGUGGUGGAAUUGAUCUUGGAAGCAUUCUUCGUGGGGGUGGAGUAGACUUUGGAGGAUUAGGUGGACCAGACUUUGGAGGAUCUGGAAGUUCUUAAAGUUAUAAGCUUUCCAUUUUUCUUUUACAUAAUUUUUCUUGCCAAGGACAAGCUUGCUUCUGUUUUGUUUGAUAAUCAUCUGCUAAUGUAUUGUUGAGUAUGAUUGUUGGCAUCAGAAUUGGAUUUCAGCCAGCAAGGCAUAUAACCUUUGUUUGCUUAUUUGAUUCUGAAACUCAGGAAAAUCUGUUAAGCUUCUACUCCUCUGGGUGUCCAUAGCUUGAUUAAAUGCAAUGAUAUGGUGUCAUUUUAAA